Messenger RNA from Cladophialophora carrionii CBS 160.54, 669 nucleotides. RefSeq lists its product as uncharacterized. The coding region runs from base 1 to 669 and encodes 222 amino acids. The record is from RefSeq and is a predicted model, not a curated record. Gene Ontology annotation, biological process: GPI anchor biosynthetic process. Gene Ontology annotation, cellular component: glycosylphosphatidylinositol-N-acetylglucosaminyltransferase (GPI-GnT) complex. Lineage: Eukaryota; Fungi; Ascomycota; Eurotiomycetes; Chaetothyriales; Herpotrichiellaceae. The transcript is spliced from 3 exons.
AUGAUCCUCGGCCCCGGAAUGCACCAUUUCUCAAUCUACCUCCCGAGCCCGACGACCGUGUCCUUCACGGUCUCAACACGCCCCCUUCACGUCCCCGUAGUCUCAACCAAUUCUUCCCGGGUACAUAUCCCCAGAGUGAAAGCACGGAUCUUCACGUUCCUCAAGCACGUCUUGCGCGCGCUCCUGGUCUUCUAUACCGCGCUGGUCACCGUGGUCAAAGCCCAGGGGUCGGUACAGUCGGCCAGCUUCGACGCGUACGCCGACUUGUUGCUCCACCUCAGUCUUUUCAGCGGGUUCAUCAGAUUCCUCGCCGACAAAGCAGAAUGGUGGAUUCUCGUCCCCGUCAGCCUCGUGGUCAUGUACGCUUGUCUACGGAGGGAUUAUGUCGAAGAAUCUCUCCUCGUCCUACAAGGCCUGGGAAUCCAGACGUCGACUUCAUCGCGGUACUUCUUCACAGGGCCAACCACGACGUUCAUCCCGACGACGCAAAUCCAGGAUAUCGUCAUCCAUGAAGCGUUCAAGGGGCUGGAAGUGAGAUUCUACUUGGCCGUGAUUGUCGAGGGCGCUACCGAGGUGGUGGUUGUCUUUCCGACGCUGCUCCCCCGGCGCGACAUCCUCGAGGAAGUCUGGCGAGGGGCUCGAAAAUGCUUGUACUCGGGCAUUCGAUGA